AUGGAAGUAUUAGAAAUUGACGUUCUUGGAGAAAUCUUAAAGUAUUUAGAGCCCAAAGAACUGUCAUUAAUUCUUAGAACUUCAAAGGCAUUUUAUGCCUAUGGUACUAUGGAUUCAAUAUGGAAAACUCACUGUAAUUUGCUGUUUCCUUGCUACGAAAAAGGAGAAUUUUAUAAUUAUAUUAAGACAGAAAUUUGAAAUUAUUUAAAAAUUGUUCGGGCCUUCCACCAAAUGGUCUGUGAGAUAAAGUCAAGAUAUCCUCAGCAUCCGGUAUAUAAAUGCUUGAGGGAAAGAGGCAGUACCACUUUGGAGAUUUUUUAUAAGAAUAUUUAGACUUUGUUGCAUUAAUUAGAUUUAUUUAAGUCAAAAGACUAGUUUAUAAAUGAAGGAAUGAAUAUUUCAUGAUAAUUAUAAUUGCUAGAUAUAUGUUGGCUCAGAUUUGAAAAUUUCGCCUGAGUCGGUGCUCAGUCAGUUCAAACAAGCCAUAGGGAUGGAUAUGCCAUAUGAUUUAUAUCACAUUUAUAUGACAUAUGAUGGCCAGAAGCUUGCUGGUGUUGCAGGACUUUUUGGGACAUAUAGAUUUUAUGAAUACUUAACAGUUAUGAUGCUAUUGCCUUUAAAAAAGGCUCUAAAAAAGACUGAAUUUCCCUUGUUUUGUUUUGCAGCAUCUCCAUAUUCAGAACAAAAAAUUCUCUAUGAUUUGACUGGAGUUCUUGGAAAAGGAGCUGGAGCAAUUUAUUAUAAUACAGGAAUCAGAAAUACCUAUUUAUAUUUAUUUCCUUCCAUAACAGAUUUUCUUACAUUAUAUGCAGGGAAAUUGAUCUCUGGGGCGAUAGAAAUAGAGCCAAAAAAAAUAGAAGCCUUUGAAUCAAAUGAGUUUUGCAGCGAUGUCACUACUGAAGGGAUUAGAGUUACUGUAAAAAGUUUAUUUGUCCCUCACCUUAGCAAUUAAAAUGGCGACACGUGGCAACCUGCCCUUUUGGUCCAAAAGCCCAGACCUUAUGGCUACCGCGAAUUAAGACAGACUCCGAGCCGAGAAUCAAGCGCAGGCUCAAGAGAUGUGUAUCCGGGUAGGUUUGGCUGCUUUCCUGUGGUUGGAAAUAGAGGUGCUCAACAACGUCCUUUGGAUCUGAGGACCCAAGACAUUCCUCUACCGAGAAACUAGGGAUUUCGGCUCAGUCGCAGGGGAGUAGUAUUUUCCUGUAACUGUCGAAGGAAGGAACUUUCAUAUACCCAAUAGACUCCAAAGAGCUGAUCCAUGCAAUCAAGUUACUCUAGUCACCCGUAGCAGAGCCGCAGAAAUCCAUAAGCCGACCACUCAAGACUGAAGCCGUAAGGAGGAGACAGAAGAUACGGAAGGCAUCCAACUUGAAAGAUCCUCUGGGCGGAGUCGAAAAACGGUUGAACCUCCGCGCAGGAGGUCGUUUGUGCUGCGUCACUAAUAUGACUAACGCCUGACUUUAAUAGCCUAACCUAACUCUCACCUUAGCAGUAGGGAAAGAUAUAUUUGAGCUUAUCAGGUAGGAAUAGAGCCAAACGAGCCAUUAAAAAGGUGGCGCUUAUCGACGAGAACUUGAAAUAUCACUGAUAGCUAUGGAAGAGUUGAUAGGGUGGUCCGUCAGCCAGGACUUAUUGGGCAUUUUCCUGAAGUCUAUCAAGGCUCAAAAAAGAUGACUUUCGAAAACUGUUGCAUUCUACCAGCCAUAAUUAAAAUAUGGUGUCGCUAGAAUUUUCUGGUCGAAGGCUGGGACCUUUAGGGUGCCUGAAGGGCCUAAGUAGGUAGCCUAAUCUCAAAGAAGAGUCUUGGAAGCCCAAACUUCAAGACUGGCCUCCUCAUCGUGAAACAAAAUCAAUGUGGUCGCAUUUUGGCUGGCCGGGGGAAAAUGGCGUAAAUUUUGCCCCAGAGCAGUUUUUGGGAGCAUCUACUGUAUAGCCAAUCUGCUGGUGGACGGCAAACGAUUAAUAACUAAUUUUAAUUUAAUUUGCAUUCUUCCAACCACAUCUGGAACAAUGGAUGGGUAUUUUACAUUUGUGAAUAUAGACAAUGAGUCAGAAACUGUUGAUGCAAAAAUAGGAGCUUUUCAGCACAGGCUGCCUUUGGGGUCUACAUUCGUGACAUAUAAUUUAUAA
Molecule: messenger RNA, 2130 nt
Organism: Blepharisma stoltei
Lineage: Eukaryota; Ciliophora; Heterotrichea; Heterotrichida; Blepharismidae
Source: the annotation of a GenBank genome assembly